AUGAAACAGUCAUUUUUUGCUAAUUUGCAUGACUUUUUACGAUGUGCUCAUCAAACUCAGAUUGUGCUUGAGCGAGGCGAUCACGUCCUUCUGGUGGAUAGCAGCUCAGAUCUGCGCUUCUGGGAUCUGCAGCGUGUGUUGCCGCAAACUUGCGCCCUUAGCAACCCGGAUAGCCCAACAGCAAGCAGUCCUGACUCUCCGGCACUCGGCGUUUGGUUCAAAUCGCAGUUCCAGGAGGUGGGACCAUUCGGUCCGGACACCGGCGCUGGCUCGCCUGAGCGAUCUCAUCUGGUGCUUCGUGUUCCCGAGGUCGCAUUCACACUGACCUGGCCCGAUCCUUUGGCGCGAGAGAUUGCGGCCGGACUUCGAUGGCGAUUGAUGGCCAAUUGGUCGAUCUCUGCCAAGGAGAUGGAACGCCACUUGAUUGUCAUCGCAACCAAUCUCUUUCAAGCCUGGAAUACAGACAAAGUGGAUAAAGUUUUAAUGCAUAUUAAUCAUACUACUUAUUUGUGA
Messenger RNA from Protopolystoma xenopodis, 513 nucleotides. Lineage: Eukaryota; Metazoa; Platyhelminthes; Monogenea; Polystomatidea; Polystomatidae. The record is from the annotation of a GenBank genome assembly.